Molecule: messenger RNA, 1493 nt
Organism: Drosophila grimshawi
Lineage: Eukaryota; Metazoa; Arthropoda; Insecta; Diptera; Drosophilidae
Gene: Fntb
Product: protein farnesyltransferase subunit beta
Exons: 4
Coding region: 87-1334 (415 amino acids)
Biological process (GO): protein farnesylation
Cellular component (GO): protein farnesyltransferase complex
Molecular function (GO): protein farnesyltransferase activity
Source: RefSeq, a predicted model, not a curated record
GUUGGGGCAAACAUAUCACGAACGGUUCGAUAGGGGCACAACUUUAAUUGAAAUUAAUUCUACAUUUAAAUUUGGUUACCAAAAUAAUGUUGUCGCUGGACGAGCUACUGUUCCGCAAUUUUGAGGACCUAAAACACUUUAAAUUCGACGACGAAAAGCACUCCACAAUCACAUCCAGAGAACAGCGAAAAACUGAAGAGUCUGUGGAGAAAUGCUACGAUCGCUUCAACCAUGUACAAUUUACAAAUCCGGGUGCAUCCCAGCUAAAUCGCACACAGCAUCUGCAGUAUUUGGAAAUUAUGCUGCACAAACUGCCGUGGAACUAUGAGUGUCUGGACAGCAGUCGUCCCUGGUGCAUCUAUUGGAUACUGCAGUCGUCGAAACUGCUCGGCUACAACUACGACGACAAGUAUCUCGAGGACAUCGUUCAAUUUCUCAUCAAAUGUCGGGCACCCACGGGUGGGUUUGGUGGCGGACCCGGACAAUAUGCUCACCUGGCGCCAACCUAUGCGGCCGUCAACAGUCUGUGCAUCAUUGGCACCGAGAGCGCAUAUCGUGCCAUCGACCGGGAGUCACUUGUGAGGUUUCUGUUCAGUGUGCGCGAUGUUGACGGCUCCUUUCGCCUGCACGUGGACGGUGAGAUAGAUGUGCGUGGCACCUAUUGUGCCAUCUCCUGCGCCAAGCUAACCAACAUGCCCGAAUCGAUCUUAAGCGAAUUAUUCCGCGGCACGGCGGAUUGGAUUGCCAGCUGUCAGACAUACGAAGGUGGUUUUGGUGGCGCGCCCGACUUGGAGGCGCACGGUGGCUACACGUUUUGUGGCAUCGCCAGCCUGGCGCUGCUGAACGAGGCUGACAAGUGCGACAAGAAGGCGUUGCUCCAGUGGACACUGCGCCGCCAGAUGAGCUACGAGGGUGGCUUCCAGGGACGCACCAAUAAGCUGGUUGACGGCUGCUACUCGUUUUGGGUUGGCGCCACCAUUCCCAUCACGCAGGCCACGCUGAUCGGUUCAUCCAGGGACAUGGAUCAGACGCUGUUCGAUGUUGGAGCGAUGCAGGAAUACAUUUUGCUCUGUUGCCAGAAGCCAAACGGCGGCCUCAUCGAUAAGCCCGGCAAGCCACAAGAUCUUUAUCACACUUGCUAUACGCUGAGUGGAGUUUCGAUUGCACAGCACUCGGAAUGCGCCCAUCAGCCCCAGGUGCUUGGUGACCCUGUGAACAGUCUUUUGCCCACCCAUCCGCUCUUUAAUAUACCACCGAACUCAGUGGCUGAUGCCCUCAGAUAUUUCUCAAAUAAUUCCAACGCAAAAGAUUCGGCUUACAACGAAAGUACCUGAAGAACGCAGUGCUGAACGAUGUACAUACUUAAAUAAACGAAGAGAGAUAAAGUGGGCAAUCAAAUAUUUGUAACUUGUACUUGUACACAAUACUAAAUUUUCUUAAUGCAACUGAAUUAUUUUCGAAAAUUAUACAAAAGUUCGCUUAUUGAAUGUUAA